GAAAUUUCAUUUACAUUUUAUAAAAAAAACAUACAGAGAGUUGAGUAAUUAUGAUGGAAUUCUUAUCAAUAUGCCUAUAAAUUUAAUGACCAAUAAAUUUUUAGCUAUUUAGUUUCCUCUUGUACAUUAAUUCAAACAAAAAAGUGUGUGUUAUAUCUAAUGUACACGUGAAACUACGUAUGCUUUCAUCAUUCAUAAACAUGAAUGUAUUAUUAAUAGCAAACUACUAAAAUGAUACAGUCAUUUAUUAAUUACUAACAUUUGUAGCUAAAAAUUGAAAAUACUUAAUGUCAAUUAAAGUUUUACAUGUACUUGUAUGGAUGUAAAUAUGUAUGUUCACUUGCAGAAAGAAGUUUUUUCAGUAUGUAACCAUGAUAUUGUGUAUGUUGUUCCAAGUGUUAUGUCAUUAAUUUAAUCUGUAGAGCGAUAGAUACACGUAAAUAUUAUCGAAAAGCUCUAGGAUAAAAAUACUUCCACCUCAUAGUUCUUCAGGUUUAUGCGUGGUUUAUUAAGUGAUUCGAUUUUGGGAUGAUAACUGACUUCGAAAAUAAAAAGUAGAACAAAAGCAAUGUUAAACAACUAGAGAAAAAAACUAUCAGAUGUUUUGUUGGGAUAUAAGCUCCAGGAUUAUUAAAAUACUCAGUGAUUGCAAUCUCAAACGGUUCACUAGAUAAGAUAUUAUGUUAUGUUUGGUCACAGAACUCUUAAUAUUCACAAUAAAGUUUAUUAUCAUAAAAAACUGGUCUAUUUGUUCCAAAGCAAAAUAAUUCCAAGUAUUGUUUUUAAAACACUAUUGAAUAUCCGUCAAAAUAAAUCAAAUGUAUCGCUUACGCACAGUGUUUGAAAAUUGAGUAGACUGGAAUAAAUAUGGAGGCUCCCGAACCAUGAUAUGGUAUUAGUUCUUGAAAUCAUUGGUUGUUUUACUGAACCAUUUAGAUAGAUGUAAACUAUUUGGUUGGAGUUCAUGUGAUUAUUGUGAGCGAUAAUUGAAGACGUUGUAUGAUAUGGCUCAGAAUCGGUCGCAGAUGGCCCAGAUUAGUCCACUAUUUAUCUUCCCUUAAAUCGUGAAUCGCUUUGCCGAAACCUAACCUACAGUUGAAGAACAUAUGGAACUCAAAACAAAUUUCAACCAAUAUCAAAGUGAGAAUCUGCAAUACGAAUGUCAAGGCAGUUCUACUGUACGGAGCUGAAACUUGGAGAACUACAACAACCAUCAUCAAGAAGGUGCAAGUAUUUAUAAAUAGCUGUCUACGCAAGAUACUAAACAUCCAUUGGCCGGAUACAAUCAGUAACAGCCUUUUGUGGGAGAGAACAAACCAGCUUCCAGCUGAAGAGCAAAUUAGGAAAAGACGAUGGAAAUGGAUAGGACAUACACUACGCAAAUCGUCGAACUGCAUCACGAGACAAGCCCUAACUUGGAAUCCUGAAGGAAGGCGGAAAAGAGGAAGGCCAAAGAACACAUUACGUCGGGAAACAAAAACAGAUAUAAAAAGGAUUAAUAACAACUGGAAGGAGCUGGAAAGGAUUGCCCGGGACAGGGUUGGAUGGCGAGUGCUGAUGAGCGGUCUAUGUUCCUUCACGUGGAGUAACAGGCGUAAGUAAGUAAGUAAGUAAGUAAAAUAGCAAAAUGUUGCUUUGGCUAAUUGAUAUAUACUUACUACAAUGAUUAAAAUAUCAAGAACAAAGGUUUGUAGAUGAACUCUGUAAAUAAUAGUGUAGGAGAGCUUUAAGUUACACCGCAACCAUUAAACAUAUAACCAUAUUAUUAAUAUGACCAAUAAUAAUAAUAAUUACAAUGAGAAUAAUCAUAAUAAUAAUUGAUCAUUAAUACUCUUGUUUUACUAAAAAAAUUUUAAUGAGAGUAAACAAAUAAGACAACUUAAACAAUAAUUGACUUUAAAUAAAAUAAAAUUUUCUUUUAUGAGUGUGGUGGCUUAAUGGUUAGAAAAGGCAGAACCUUCGACUAACAGUCUACAGCUUCGUAUCUACCUACUCAUACAUAUAUUUCAGUUUAAUCAAUCACAUUGUAUUAGUAACUCUCACAUAUUAAUAAUGUGUAUUUUAAAUUUAUGUUUCAUAAAGUUAAUAUUUACUUUUAAGUAAUUCUCGUUUUUCCUAAAAAUAAAAUUUAUUAUCAUUUUAGAAAUUUCAGUCAUCUGACGAAAAUGGUCAAACGCGAAGUACUGUUUACGCUUCAACUGUUGAAUUGGAAAAGGAAAUAAACAAACUGAAAAUAGACCUUGAACUAAGUAAAGGUGCUCUGUUAUCACAACAGCAGUCGUCUAAAGCAAAAGUUCAACAAUUAAAUAAUGAAAAUGGAAAUUUAAGAAGACAAUUGGAAAAUUUACAACUUAAAACUGGACAAUUAUUAGAAGAAAAUAUGCAUCUUCUACAGAAGAAUACAAUGUUAGUCUGUUCACCUACAUAUGAAGAACGAGUAGAAAAAUCACCUGAAAUAACCAAUUCAGAUAAAAGUACCAAGUUUUAUCUGAAUAAAAAUUCACUGGAGAAGUUAACUGAUCAAGACGUUCCACUUACAUCAGAAGGCAUUCUUUAUGUACUAGAAAAUCAAAUUAAAUCACAAUUUCAUGAUAAAAGAACGUCAUUGCCUGAAAUAAAAACAAAUUUAAAAGAUGCUUCUAUUUCUCAGAAUGGAUUUCAAUUAUUUUUCAGUCGUUUACGUUCAUCUAAAUUAGAUAAGAUUUUAAACGUUCAACAGCAACAAGAACGGUCUCAUAAAUCUUUUUAUAUUGAAAAAGAUAGUCAGUGCGAUUUUAAUUCAUUCAUUCAUCAAAGUCCCGGUAUUCGUGAAAUCUCUGUCCCUUUAAAAUGUUUGUGUGUAAAUGAUUCAGAUGAAGUUUGUGAAUGCGCUCGAACUACUGUUAAUGUUCAACGACAACUUUUACAGUAUAAGUGCCAGCUUUCUGAAAUGACAAAAAAAAUCAAACAACUUGAACUAUCUGAAGACGCCCAUCGACACGCAUUAAAAGAACAAUACGAAAGAAACAAACACAUGUCUGUUCAACUGACCGGAAUUCUCCCAUACACAUCUGAAGAAUUAUUGAACUGUAAGUGGCAUUUAUUAACAUUGGUCAGAAAGGAUUUAUUAAGGAACUACUCAAUUAAGUCAGUGAGUUUGUGAAACUAUAUAGUUUGAAAUCGAUUGGCAUUGUUAUGGUAUAAUAAGUAUGACAACGUUAGGUAAAACUGCUAAUUGUUGGUUUGAAGUCUGUAGAUUUAUUGGCUGAAGCCUUGGGAAUUUCGUAGUUUAGUGAUUGCAUUGCGCUUACGGAAAUAAACUCGUUAUAUUCACUUUAAACAACAACUAUUAUCUCGUUAACUCUUUAGUUUUUUAUCGUAGAAGUCAUAAGUGUAUUAAAUCUCAGUCUGUAACGUAGAAUGAUGCAAAACGGCUGAUCUGUACUUUUGAGAAAUUUAAUGAGUUAUUUUGUUAGUCCCAUUGACACUUCGAAUGAAUUUUGCAUUGUACAAGGAUAUUUUGUACCUGCGUAAAAAGUGAUUUAAAGUUAAAAUACAUUAGUUGUAUUGCCGCACAAUAAUAAAAGACCUUUCAAUCUUAUAAAGAUGGUGUAGUUUCAACGAGACAUUUUAAUACUUCUUAUAAUGGCGAGAAAGUAAAUAUUGCCGUAAGAAAAAUAAAACCACCCUCUCUCUUGAACUUCUGUUUGUAGAAUAUGAAAACGUUGUGCGUUAGAUAUUGGUACUGAGUUGUUAGCUAGUCUCUGUGGUUUAUUUGUCCUAUUUUAUAGCGUGCUUGUGAUGAUUGUUGAUGCAAAAUUGAGGCAUUAGUAAGAAUGCACGCUACUGAUUUACAAAAUCAUUGAGGUACACAUGAAGGAUUAAAGGACUGUUGGAUACAUUUCUCGAUACCUACAACUAUAAAAUGUACCGUACUUUUCCUUUACAUAAAACUUAGAAAUUUAGAUAAGUUUUUAAAGAUCAAUCUGUCAAUACAUAUUACCACUUCAAUGAUUAGAAGCCAUCAUUUUUGGACGGAAAACAUAUCCUUGAACGAAUAGGCAUAUAACAGUCAUAAUUUAUACAAAAUCAGCACAAAUAUUUUGUGAAAUAAGUUACACAAGUUGUUUCCAUUUUUAAACAGGAUUUGUGUUUAAAUCGGUUUUGCAUAUCCGAAAUACAAUAUGAUUUACUUGAAUUACAACCUAGAAAUUUAUCCUAGUAACUUUCCACUUUUAAUUAUGUAACACCCAACUGACAAUUUCGAGUAGUCUCUGUCAUUAUUCAUAAUCUUUCUUGGAAAAAUUAAAUUAAGGUCUUUAUGAGGACUAAUCCAAGUAUUGCUUGUGAAAACUAUGGUCCUCACAUACAAGCACUAUUCCUAGAUGGUUGGCAUGAUAAAUUUACGUUUUUUCUACUUUCAUUUGUCACGAUUGUGCAAUUAAUGUGUUGUGUAUGCGGUUGUAUUUCUUAAUUGUUAAAAUCCUAAUUUUCUGGGAUGAAAUUAGUUGUGUUGUCCAAAUAUAUAUAUGUGAUCAUUUGUGCUACCUUCUCAUGAUGAAUAAUUUCCUGUUAAUAGAUAGUUGUACACUACAAGGUUCUAUGGAAUUAUCGUUCAAAAAUAUUUAAAAUUACAAUAUAUGCGUAGGCCAAAACUGUUUUGCUAAAAAGAACUUCCGUUUCACAGUAGUUUUGUUGUAUAAUAAAAUGGAAAAACGUCUAUAUUUCGUUUUAAUAGCCGAUAUCUAUUCAGUAUGACCUGUUCACUAAUAAAAAUCAAUAUUACAUAAUUUUACAUUACAAAGUCGAUAAUUUUAUUUAAUAAUCGUGUCAUACACAACAUUAUAUGUUACUGAAGUACUUAUCUUCACAUAUUUACCAACUAUUUCGCAUUCCAUAAUGAUCAUCCUAUUUAAAUAAAUUUGUCUGGUUUAACUAUAAUAAAUCAGAAAAUGAAACUAGGUAAAAUGAUUAAGCUAAUGCUUUUAUGAGACAUAUUUUAUGUAGUUUUAAAAAAACAUUCAGUUUUGUUUGAAAGAUAAAACUAUUUCGGGUUCAUUAAAAUACUCGUAAGAUUAAUGUUUUACCACACCAUAAGAUUAAAAUAUUAUCCCGCAGCUUGUUGCGUUAAACUUCAAACAGAAACUGGUAACGCCGUCUAUAAAAAACAAUAGAAGCUUCUCAAAGAAUCCAACACCGCCAAUGGGUAUGUGUGGUCAUAUUUGAAUGAUAUUUUAGUGAAGUAUGACUGGGGUUACUAGUCACUUGUUCACAUUGAAAUGCGCUAAAGAUUCUCCAGGAGUAUCUGAGUUAUAGUGCAAGACUCACUGAAGUAAAGAUAUUUAUGGAUUUUAUAAGUGAAUAUGUCGAAAUGAACCAGCAUGAAGACCUACUGGGAAGUACUCCGACGUGAGUCGAACCAAGCGGAAAAAUAUUAAAACGUCAUCUUUUCAAUCAAAGGGACUCAAUUAAAUCGUAUACCAUAUAACUGAUGUUUCUAGGAGAUCUUCCGCCGUCGAAGUACCCAUUCUAGCAUACGUGAUCCAGCUAGUGAACGCAAAGAUAUGGAAAACCCAUUCAGUUGGUUUUAAGCCAAGAAAACCGGCCCCCAAGAACGAAAUUACUCCGAAAUCCAAGUCACUAUGUUCAUAAAAUUUUGAAUGUUGGUCUGAAUGUGAAUGAUUUGAAAGCGUUAUCUUUUAGCCAGGAGGUUUAUGCUAGUUGUACCAGUAAUAAUAAAGGUUGAAAUACACGUUCAGUUCGAAAACGUUCACUCACAAUCAUCAGAUUCGAUACAUUCGACUGACGAAUAUUUAGAGAAACGUGAGUCUACUUUACUUACUUACUUACUUAUGCCUGUUACUCUCAAUGGAGCAUAGGCCGCCGACCAGCAUUCUCCGACCCACUCUGUUCUGCACCUUCCUUUCUAGUUCCAUCCAAUUCUUGUUCAUUUUUCUCAUGUCUAUCUCCAUUUCCCGGCGUAAUGUGUUCUUUGGUCUUCCUCUUCUCCUUUGGCUUUGAGGAUUCCAUGUAAGGGCUUGUCUUGUGACGCAAUUGGGUGCUUUCCUCAAUGUGUGUUCUAUCCACUUCCAGCGCUUCUUCCGGAUUUCUUCCUCUGAUGGGAUCUGGUUUGUUCUUUCCCACAGUUGGUUGUUGCUAAUAAUGUCCGGCCAACGGAUCCGAAGUAUUUUGCGUAGACAACUGUUAAUAAACACCUGUAUCUUCUGGAUGAUGGUUUUCGUAGUUCUCCAGGUUUCCGCCCCAUACAGUAGAACUGUCUUGACAUUUGUAUUGAAAAUUCUGACCUUGGUGUUGGUUGAUAGACAGUUGGUUUGAGUUCCAGAUGUUCUUCAGUUGUAAAUAUGCUGUUCUUGCUUUACCGAUCCGCGCUUUCACAUCUGCAUCAGAUCCACCAUGUUCAUCAAUGAUGCUGCCCAAAUAUGUAAAGGUUAUUACAUCUUCCAAAUCUUCUCCGUCAAGUGUGACUGGAUUGGUGCAUUCUGUGUUGUAUCGGAGAAUCUUGCUUUUCCCUUUGUGUAUAUUGAGACCUACUGCUGCUGCUGCUAUACUGGUCGUUUUCUCUUGCAUUUGUUGUUACGAUUGCGAUAGGAAGGCCAGAUCAUCUGCGAAGUCUAGAUUGUCCAGUUGCAUCCUAGAUGUCCACUGCAUCCCGCGUUUCCCUUCAGAUGUUUACAUCUUUAUGAUGCAGUCUAUCAACAGGAGAAGGAGAAAGGGUGAGAGUAGGCAACCUUGCCUGACACCGGUCUCUAAUUCGAACGAGUUUGUCAACUGUCCUCCAUGCACGAUUUUGCACUUUAAUCCAUCAUAGGAAUUCUAUAUGAUAGUGACUAUCUUCUCAGGCACACCGUAGUGUCGAGGAAGCUUCCAUAGUGUUGUCCUAUCCACUCUGUCAAAUGCUUUUUAGUAGUCAAUGAAGUUGAUGCAAAGUGAUGAAUUCCAUUCAAUUGAUUGUUCCACACUGAUAAAUAGUGUUCCCAUUUGGUCUGUACAUGAUCAAUCCUCACUGAAUCCUGCCUGUUGGUCUCGAAGUUGGGAGUCUACAGAGUCCUUCAGUCUGUUUAACAAUACCAUGUUGAAGACUUGUCCUGGUAUUGAGCGAAGAGUGAUGCCCCUGUAGUUAUCACAGUUGCUGAGAUCGCCUUUCUUUGACAUUUUGUUCAGAAGUCCUUCUUUCCAGUCUGUUGGUACUUGUUCCUCAUCCCAAAUCUUAUUGAAGAGAAUGUGGAGUAUCCUUGCACUUGCCGCUACGUCUGCUUUCAGUGCCUCUGCUGGAAUGUUGUCCGGUCCUGCUGCUUUGCCACUAUUGAUUUGUUUGAUGGCCAUGCUGAUUUCUUCAAUUGUUGGUGGGCCAACAUUGAUUGGGAGGUCCGUGGGUGCUGCUUCGAUAUUGGCUGGGUUCAGUGGGGCUGGUCGAUUCAAGAGUUCUUUGAAGUGUUCUACCCACCUGUGAGUCUACUUUAUUGGAUUGUUAUUAUAACGAUGCAAACUGUAAGUAACCUAAUAAUUGUGAUUCUAGUAAUUAACUAACCUGACACGGCAUCAGUAUUUCUUACAGACAAAAACAGUAUAUAUCGAAAAGAUGCAUACACUAGUCGGUGUCCAUCGUAAAUUCCAAUUCUUUUCUAAAAAUGACCACAUAGAAAAUUCAGGGUAACAAGUGACACAAUCAACAAAUAGCUUGCAAGAAACAUGUUUAAUUUACCACGAAUUUUAUGUAACUCUCUGUCCAACUGGUACAGUGAAAUCCAAACAUUUUCGUACGUCAAAAGUAUACAAACAUGGCUUAACAUUUCGUCUAUUACUCGAUAUGUUAAAUUUAUCUUACCAUGAAUAACAGAACUCAUAAAGCCACUAUCCAAAAUACUCGUAGAAUGUAAAACAUGGAUUUGAGUUGAUCGAUAGAAUUAAAAUCUUUAAGGUGAACAAGAAAUUUAUGUAAUCACUUGUUUUUUUUAUUUCUAUUCACGAAAAUGCUGCUAUUGAUAAAAGCUGUUGAUUUCAUAUGUGGUAAGUUGUAAAAUUGAGGUAUGUAAAUUGGCAUACUCCUUUUCUCUUUAGAAAAAAAUGGACAUGGUAAUGUGCCGUACUUACGUGGCUUAAAAAAUAAGCACAUUAAAAAUAAACUACACUAAAGAUCUAAACUUUAUUCUUCUUUCCAUGAUAAAUACAACAUUGACAUAACUUUGAUAAUUUAUCUGUGAAAAAACAAUUUAUUGUCAUUUCCUUUAUUUUCAUUUUGUUUUAUUUCUUCGCUAUAAUUCAAGCUCCAAAUUGUGCAUUAUCUUCUCAGUGUUCACCAACAGUAAGGAAUUCACUCAAAAAAUUCGAUUCUAGAAAAAAUAAAUCAACAAUUUCACAAACAUUAUCCUCUACAGAAUCGUUUCAUAAUUUAUUAUUAUGGUUUCAUAAAAUUUUAAAAGCAAUUUCAAUUUCAUUGAAAAGUUUAUCCUCGUCUGAUAAUCAAUUAAUAUUUGAUCAAGAUAAAAAUAGUUAUAAUGUCAUGGAAUCUAUACACCCUAAAUCGAAAUCUCCAACAUAUAUUAAAAUGUCUACUGGUAAUUCUAUGUCGGAAUGUUUAACACUAUACAAUGAAUCAAAUCGAUGUCAAUAUGAUAAAAAUGCUUCAAUAGAUGGAAUUAAUAAAUUACGUGAUGUUUCAAAUAAAGAACAAAUUAGUUUGGCUACAAAACGAAAAAUAAGUUUGAAAAGCGUUAAGUCUACAUGCAAUUCUAUGCUAUCACAAUUAGACGAUCUAACUAUAAGUGAUAAACUUAUUACUUCAGAUAAUCAUAUAAAGGGAAUAAAUGAUGAACCGAUUGUACAAAAUCAAACAGUUUAUCCACGUAAAAUUUCCAGAUCAUCUUCUAUUCAUGCAAAACAACUUAAGUCUCGAUGUCGAUCAAUGGAACAUGUUUCAUCGCCGAAAUUUUCUGAGGAUGAAAAUAUAAAUACCAUGUUACUGUAUCAGCUUUUACUUCAGAUGAAAAAUGUUGCAGAACUUAUUGAGAAACAAAACCUAAUAUGUGAUAAACGUGUUCGCCGUUCAUCUUCGGUCGUUACAUGAAAUUAUUAACAAGCAAUUCAGUUGGUUUCCUUCUCUAAUGAAAACCGAUUAACAAGUAAUUCCCCAUUACUUAACUUCUGCAAGACUUUAUGUAUAUCACUUCAUUAUUUGCUAAUAAAUGUGUUCCUUAUUCUUGACUCACUUAGUCCUAAACAUUUUUUGCAUGAUUCUCAUAUUUGCAAUUGACUUUACAUUUUAUCAUUUAUUCUUGCAGAUUUGAUUCUCUUAUGUAGAAGUGAUUUUAGCAUGUAUUUUUAUAUUAUUCCACAUGUUAAUUUCAUUAAGAUGGUAUUCAAUCCCUUAAGAUGAUAUGGUAGUUCAGAGGUGAAUGUAUUACUUCACGAAUCUACAAUGUAUUGAGAUUUUGCGUGCAUGUGCAAAUUCUAAAUAUGUGCAUCUACUGAAUACUUUUAAGUAGUAUAUAGUUAUUUAAAACAAAACAUGUACAGGUUCGUAUACUAUUUUAAAUCAGUACAGUAAAAGGAAGUGACCAAGAGGAAGAAUAACAGUAGCGGAAAAAAUAGGAAGAGGAGGAAUAACUGGAUAAUUCUAAAUUUCGUGGAAUCACUUUAACACAGUAAGAAUAUAACGGACGAUUCAACUGAUCAACGUCAAGAAAAUCAUUAACAAUUAUGUGCAAUAAACAGGCAACUCAGAAAAAAGAUACAAAUUAUUAUUGAAAACUCUGAAACAAACUUCGGGAGGUGAAAAUAUCGAUAACCGCCUGAUCAUAGAUUAAAUACUUUAAAAUCUGGAUCUUCAUUAAUUUGUGUAUUCUGAGAUUUGUACGAAAUGAUUAUGUACAAAUAUUUCUAAAUUGUUUGAAGAAAUGAUGGUUGACGCUUCAUAAUUUCUUGCUUUAAAACCAUCAUGAUGUUAACUUCAACGCGAUCAUCUUCAUAAAAAGUUAUCUAGAAUAAAGUACUGAUCUCAUAC
Schistosoma haematobium is the source of this 10000-nucleotide messenger RNA. Its product is annotated as Girdin, variant 3. Lineage: Eukaryota; Metazoa; Platyhelminthes; Trematoda; Strigeidida; Schistosomatidae. The coding region runs from base 2381 to 3142 and encodes 253 amino acids. The record is from RefSeq and is a predicted model, not a curated record. Gene Ontology annotation, cellular component: cytoplasm. The transcript has 7 exons. Gene Ontology annotation, biological process: negative regulation of cell motility; negative regulation of Rho protein signal transduction.